Messenger RNA from Lindgomyces ingoldianus, 2379 nucleotides. RefSeq lists its product as uncharacterized. NCBI's taxonomy places the organism in Eukaryota, Fungi, Ascomycota, Dothideomycetes, Pleosporales, Lindgomycetaceae. The transcript is spliced from 2 exons. Bases 1 to 2379 code for a protein of 792 amino acids. The record is from RefSeq and is a predicted model, not a curated record. Gene Ontology annotation, molecular function: DNA-binding transcription factor activity; sequence-specific DNA binding. Gene Ontology annotation, biological process: regulation of DNA-templated transcription.
AUGGCUAGUGGAAGUCGGAAACGGCGCGCGCCUGGUGCAUCGCCCCAGGUUCAGCAGCAGCCCGCCCUCCAGAGUAACGUCUACACCCAAGACACAAGCAACAUGUCAGCAGAGCACUACCUGAAUAAUUGGAACGAUCCACCAGCAGCGGCUGAUAUGAGCACAUCAUUCGGCGACCCCCCGCUAUUUGAAGGGAUGAACUUUGUGGGGCAUGGGGCAGGGCAGUCGACAAAUAGUCGCAUUGUCCCACUGGAUGGGCUCAACAACGGAUCUUCUGGGAGCGCGGUACCCAACCAGGACUCAUAUUCAAGUCAGUUGGUGAGACGAAACCCAAAUCAGCAACUCGCGGCGCGAGGACGGACGCCUUGGGACGCUUUCAAUGGCAACUCAAAUCCAAACCAACAGGGAGGAUGGGAGAACGUGGAAGAUGACGAUGAAGAGUUGGAACAGAAAGCUUUACUGGCAAGGAAAGAUGCACAAGCUAAGAGGAAGCAGAUUCCUCCUUUUGUUCAGAAGUUGAGCAGCUUCCUUGACGAAAAGAACAACACAAACCUUAUUCGUUGGUCAGACGACGGCAACUCGUUCAUUGUGUUAGAUGAAGAUGAAUUUGCGCGGACGCUCAUCCCAGAGCUUUUCAAACACAACAAUUACGCCUCCUUCGUCCGGCAGUUGAAUAUGUAUGGCUUCCACAAGAAAGUCGGUCUUUCGGACAAUUCAAUGAAAGCGAGUGAGACCAAAGCCAAGGCCCCGAGUGAAUACUAUAACAAGUACUUCAAACGAGGUCGACCGGAGUUGUUGUGGCUGAUCCAGAAACCCAAGAAUCCCCCUACAGGUCCCAAGAGGAAAAGAGACGAUGACGGCAGGCAAGGCGAUAGUGAUGAGGAUCGGAAGUAUGCACCUGAUGGAGGAGGCGGCGGAGGUUACGGAGAGGACGGAGUUGCGUUAGCUGGAAAUCAAGAGAUGGCCAUGAUUCCUAGGACCGAGUACAACAGCUUGAGGAGUGAGGUCCGAGCAUUGCAACAACAGCAAAAAGUCAUCUCAAAUGUUCUGAAUCAGAUACGGCGGCAGAACGAUCAACUCUACCAGCAAGCUACUGCUUUCCAAACCCUACACGAACGACACGAGAAUUCUAUCAAUGCUAUACUGACUUUCCUUGCGACCUUCUACAACAGGAGUUUGGAAGCGAACAGCACGGCCAAUAUUGCGGACAUGUUUGGCCCCACCCUUUCUCAACAACAACAGCAACCGCAUGGCAAUGUCGUUGAUGUAGGUGAUUAUAGAGAGAAGCCCCUAAACAAAUCACCUCAACUCCACCGACCCGUCAGGCGUCCUCUGGCUCUACUUCCUGCACCGGCGGCGAAAGACACAGGUUCACCUACAGAUCGAGCACAAACUGUCUGCCCUUCUGCUCGAUCGACCGCAAGUCCAAUUUCGAAACCAACCAGUAGACAACAGCCCGUGUUCAAAUCCUCUGUUCAAUCAAAACCGGCCUCUCAUGCAACGACUGGAUUCGCGAACCCCGUAAAUAAGGAGAGCAGCUCGACAGCCCCAUUGAAAGUCGACAAUACCGAACCCACGCAGGUCUUAGGUCAGAUCCUGGAGCAUGAGAUCAUGUCUGCGAUCCAGAGUGUCAACGCCCACUCGGGACAAACUGCAGCCCAAGCACCGCAAUUUGACUUCCCCUCCGCCCUGACACACUACCAGACUUCCGACGGUAACGUACCCUUAACGCAACAACAACGCAACCAAGUCCUCUCCCUCAUGGCCAACAACACCAGCGCCUCCACCAACGGCAACCUAGCGCAAAACAACAACAACGCCCUCGUCACCCCCCAGCCGCCUGCCAUGCCGUCCCUAGACCAAUUCACAGCAACCCAAGCCCAGCUCGACUUGCUCCAGAAAAUGUCCGAAGACCAGAACUCACGCGUCCAGAAUCUCCAAGAGCGGCUACAGCCUCUCAGUCCCAGCGGUUCAAUUCCUGGCCUAACAGACAACUCCUACUUCGGCAGCAGCAACCUUGGUGAGCCCGGCGCGUACGAUCUCGACCUCGAUUCCUUCGUUCAGGGCGACGACUUCUUUCCCCCCAGCAACAAUAGCCAGAAUGCUACGAAUGCUGCUGCAGGCGAUGUUACGCUUCCAGAUCUAAAUUACGAACUCCCUGAUACUAGCGAUUUGGUGAAUGGUGUAGGUUUUGAUACUAGUACAGGUGCGGGGACUUCUGGUCAGGAGUUCGGAAGUAGUGGUCUGGGCUUCGAUGGGGCGGGAGAUGGCGGUAGCAGGAUCGAGAGUGUCAGUUCGGCCGCUACGAGUCCAGCGGCAACGGUAGAAGAUGAGGUUGAGAGCGUGGAUAACAGGAGUCCGAAGAGGAGGAGGAAAUAG